Patiria miniata (bat star) is the source of this 2922-nucleotide messenger RNA. RefSeq lists its product as uncharacterized. The transcript is spliced from 4 exons. The record is from RefSeq and is a predicted model, not a curated record. Bases 1 to 2922 code for a protein of 973 amino acids. Lineage: Eukaryota; Metazoa; Echinodermata; Asteroidea; Valvatida; Asterinidae.
AUGUCUGGCCAAGCAAAUGAGACAAAUAGCUGUACUGUAGAGUUGCCGUUAGAAGACACGAAUGCUUGUCAGGAAGAUCGUCGUCACGGGAACAUGUUUUCCAGUACAACAGAUCAAGUUAUUGGGGGCGACAUCUCUUCAGAUAAUCGGAGGGAAGCUUCAGAUGCACCCGGAGAAGAAGAUGAAAUUGAAGCAUUGCCUGAUGCUCUCCGCACUGCUGAUGAUGGUGGCAAUGAUCCAGCUGACAGAUCAGUCGAACACAAGAUGGAACCCGAGUGGCACUUGAUUCGCAUAGCUUACUUUCUGCUACUGUUAAUGCUGUUGUCUUUCCUGCUGCUGCAGUUUGCAGGAAAGAGCAGCUUGCAGCAGUUUUUAGAAGAAGGGGCCCAGAAUACACAGAUGAAAGCAAUGCUGCGACUGCCCAGGCUGAGGGAGGUGAGGAUGGAAAUGGAGUCGAAACCGCCCGAGAAAGACAACUCACAGAGAAAGGUUUACUGUGCCACCGGCAGAUGCGAACAACCAUGCGAACAAUUCUCCAGUAGAGAUGUCUCACAUGUUGAGCAGCCAAUGACAGGAUCUUCGAUGUGCCACCCUCAGACCAUGCAAAAUUCAGACAAGUGUGGAGCCACUAAACCUGCCAGCAACUCUCAAAGCACUACUGAGUACACGAACAAUUCACCACCUCUUGCAGUCACAUCUACAACCCAAGUACAUACUACUGAAGCGGUUUCAAACGAACCACAACAGCAGCUGAUAGACUUUACCAAGUCCCUUGCGAAGCAACUGAGCUUAAGUCGGCUGCCCCCUCCAGAACCAGGAGUGUUUGUGGGUGAUGCACUUAAAUAUCCCAACUGGAAAAGUGCAUUUGAAACACUGAUUGAACAACGUGGGAUCCCCUCAUCAGAGCAACUCCAUUACAUGAAGAAAUACACUGGAGGUGCAGCAAGAGAGGCAAUCGAAGGCUACUUCUAUCUCACUACCGACGAUGCAUACAACCAAGCAAAGAAACUACUAGAGAAACGCUAUGGGGAUCCAUUUGUCGUCGCAAAUGCCUUCAGGAACAAACUGGAUUCUUGGCCAAAGAUCCCCACUCGUGAUGGAAUAGCCCUGCGAAACUUUGCGGAUUUUCUGAGACAGUGUGAAACCGCCACAAGGAGCAUUGGCACCUUAGAUGUUCUCAACGAUGAACGCGAAAACAGAAAGAUGCUCUCAAAACUCCCUGACUGGUUAAUCAGCCGAUGGGCCAGAAAGGUUGCGGAUAAGAAGGAAAAAGAUGGAAAGUUUCCUACCUUUUGUGAGUUUGCUAAGUUCAUUGAAAAGGAAGCAAACGUUGCGUGCGAUCCCGUGACCACCCUGCAAGGCCUGAAGGGAGAUGACAAACGAUACAAGUCUUCAGAAUCUCACAGCAAGCCUGACAAGAAUGUCGGAAAACGAACUCCAGGAGCUAAUUCCUUCCCUACCAGAGUAGAUGAGUCUCCAUCCAAGGGACAGAAGGGAAACCACAUGCAGCAAUGGAAGGAGUGUCUUCUAUGCAACAAGACCCACUACCUAGACUCCUGUCCUAUCUUCCUGUCGAAGGAAAUAGGCGAGCGUAAGGAGUUUGCAAAGAAGAAAGGCUUAUGCUUUGGAUGCUUGUCAAAGGGGCACAUGUCAAAGUACUGCCGACAAAGACUGAUCUGCAGAACUUGCUCUAAACACCACCCUACAUCCCUGCAUGGCGACACCAAGGAAGAGGUCAAGAUAAGUGUGAACUCAAGUGCAGAAGGAGCCCAACAAGAACAUAAAGCAGUCAGCUCAAACACUCGAAUAAGUCUCUUUAGCGGAGUUGAGGAUUGCAGCCAGAGCUCAAUGACUGUUCCCGUAUGGAUUUCCCAUUGUGAUCGACCAGGACAUGAGCGACUAGUCUACGCAUUACUGGAUACACAAUCUGAUACCACAUUUAUCCUAAGAGACACAUGCGAUGCUCUUGGCAUGGAUGGACCAAAGGUUCAUCUUCUGCUUUCUACCAUGACUGCAAAGGAGCAGAGGGUAUCAAGCCGCAAGAUUAAUGGACUGCUCGUGAGAGGAUACAACAGUGAGACCAAGAUUCCACUACCGAGUACAUACUGCAGAGAAGCCAUCCCAGCUAAUCGUGAUCACAUACCGACGGCAGACAUGGCCAGAAAAUGGCCUCACCUCGAAGGAAUGGCAAAUCACCUGAUGCCUGCAACGGAAUGCGAAAUAGGUCUCCUGAUUGGGUACAACUGCCCACGUGCUCUUGCGCCACGUGAAGUCAUCCACCCAGCAGAAAGCGGCCCAUACGGUCAACGAACAGACCUCGGAUGGUCUAUUGUUGGCAUUGUCAACCCUCACUUUGGAGAAGACGAGGGAAAUGACCCCAUAGGAAUCAGUCACAAGAUAGUCACCUGCAAGGUGCACCCUUUGUCGGAAAAUGAUCAAUCGACAAGUAAGCACGUGAUCUUUUCUAUCAGGAACAAGGUAAAGGAAAUCACUCCAACUGAAUUUUCACAGAUGCUGGAGUUGGAUUUCCCCGAGAAGAAACCAGACGAUACCAACCUGUCACAGGAAGACAUCCAGUUCUUGGACAAGAUCAGAAAUGGUAUCCAUCAACGAAAUGAUGGUCACUAUGAAAUGCCAUUACCAUUCCGUGGGUCUGAACCGGAUCUCCUGAAUAACAGAUCGAUGGCACUGCACCGCCUCGAACUUCUCAAGACUCGCUUCAAGAAGAAUCUCACGUACCACUCGGACUACACUAACUUUCUACAGGACAUCAUUAGUAAGAACCAUGCGGAUGUCAGCAAAUCAAGUGGAGUGUGGUACAUACCACAUCAUGGGGUUUAUCAUCCCAAGAAACCGGGGAAGAUUCGCGUGGUGUUCGAUUGCAGUGCACAGUAUAAGGGAGAGUCCUUGAAUGACCAUUAA